This is a messenger RNA of Coregonus sp. 'balchen', 8273 nucleotides long. The record is from the annotation of a GenBank genome assembly. Lineage: Eukaryota; Metazoa; Chordata; Actinopteri; Salmoniformes; Salmonidae.
AUUUGGAUACGCGUCUGUGUCCAUUUAUUGCUGUGCAUCACACUUGGAGUCCAGUCAAGUGAAUUUGGAAGCACUGUAACAGAUGACAUCACAAGCAUUUCACUAUUGGUAAGUACUUCUUUCUUCAAGCCACCAAAACUUCAAAUCAAAGUUCUUUGGCAAAUGCUCUUACUGUAUUUAACUGUCUCGAUCCAGUUACUACCAGUAUGGUUUCAUUCUUAUCCAGUUCUUAGAUAGGUGGAUUGCACGAUCCAAUCCAAUUGAUUGUAAUCCUCUCAAAAUCAACCAUUAUGCUUAUGCGUAACAUUGUUGCAAUGCCAGUUGUAAACAAUUACAUUUGUAGACUUGAAAGUAUACUUUGAUACAUUCAUCCAUCUAGAAUCAGUCAUUGUUUUCUAAAACCACUGAUGGGGAUUGUCAUGAGAGUCUCACACAGUAGGACAUCCUGCAUUACCAUUAGUGUAAACCAGUAGCUUCAUCUCUGAGAUUUGUUCUGGUAACAAACUCAAAUGUUCCCCAAACAUUUCUGCUAACAUUUCUUGAUAUUGUCUGUUUUUGAACAGAAACAAAAUAUACCUAAAGAUUACAAGAUUCCUGUGACAUACGUUCCGAAAGAAGUGGUAAGAUGUUAUUUCUUCUUCUCAUGAUUACACUAUUAUUAUAACUUAAUAUGUUUGUAUUCCUUACAAAAUAUAAUUGAAUGUCUGCGUUGCCUGACUUUGGUAGAGGGUGGACUAUAAUUUGUCUGUUGUGGUACAUUUCAAAACAGUAUGUAUCACAACUGUCCAGUACACAUGAUUCUGAUUUCUUGAUUUAUUUUCUUUUUCAGGGUGGAAUGUGUUGGGUAACGCUAAACGUUUUCCACUUGGAACUCAGUUUACGAGGAUUAGCAGACAAGUUUGGAAGCAUUUCAUCCAACAAAUAUAAUAUCAGCAUAUUGAUCGAAAUGCUGAAAGAGACACGAUAUCACAUGAAGAACUUGGUACGUUUGCACCUUUGGUUCUAAUACUAAUAUUGUAACUGUGAUAGCUCUUAUGACAGGUUUCUUUUAAUGAGGACACAUGUAAAAAAAUGCUAAAAUGCACCUUUGAAGUGCAUUACUGUACAUAUUUAUCAUACCAAUAUGUAAUUACCAAUUACAAUUAUCGCAAUAAGAAUACCACCCACAGUGCAACAUGGCAGUUAAAGGCUUCAACUGCUUCAAAACAUUGAAGGCUGAAUUGGCAAAGGUCUUGUUGGAUAGAUGCUUUGAUUGGGAGUACUACCUAGCUGCCUCGGGUAGAGGUGGUCAAUAAAACAUCCAUUCAUGCAAUCCUUUCUGGCCCAAUCACAUGAAAUAGAAUAAUACAAUAAAUUAAUAAACAGGGUACACAAGUCCUUAGCACAAAUAGACCAGUGACCACAUCAUUUCACAUCUGAGUUGUCUGCAAUGAUGUCUUGUGAGGACUGGAUCAUCUAUCAGGUAGAUCAGGUAUUCACAAAGGGACCUGGGGUCUCUCGUAGUCUCAUGAGAGUGAAGAAGUACGUUCAUAAUGCAGAUCUAAUAACUUCUUAAAGCAUAUUACUUAUAUUAUUCUGGCUAACUUUUCUGAAUCCAACAGGGAUAAUGAAGUCCCCCUUGUCCUGAAUAAAGAGACAAGACUGAAGUUACUCCAUAUAACAUCUUACAUCUGGGCUCAAACAUAUCUGUCCAUCUGUGUUCUUUGAACUAUUUGCUGCAUGGCUAAAGCCAUGGAGGGAUAAAAGCUAAAGCUAACAUUAAAUGGUCUAUCAACAGCUAAAAACCACUAUCAUUUCUGUUUUGAAUUUCACAUAAUUGAGAUUAUUAUUCCCCUUUUGUCUCCACAGGAGGCGAUCACGUACGAUUUUGAGUGCCACUACAGAGAUGAGCAAUGGCAGACAGGACACUAUUUUCAUUUUGUCGAAGAUUUUUUAAAAACGGCCCGUUCGAAUAGAGAUUUGCCAGAAGAAUGCGAUCCACCUCCCUGUCCAAUAACAACAACGGCAGCAACAAUAACAACACAAUACCCCACAUCAGGUAAAUGUUGAGGUGUUUUUUUAAAGAGUUGUAAAUGUUAUCUAACAUCAUUGCUGCAUUCGCUCAUAUUCAGAUAGUGGUCAAUUCUGAUGUGCCAUAGGAGUCGGCGCUCAGUUUCAACCUUGUUAACUAGUGUGGAAUAUCCUGUGGUGCUCAUCAUAAAAACUAUUAUCUGUCUCCUUUGGUGGAUGGGCACCGGUACCUCUCCAUUAAACUAUUCCUCUUGUGAACAGUCUUUUUUUUUAUAGGUCAGAUCUCGUGUCGGUUUCGGUUGCAUGUCUUUUUUAUCCGUGUCCUACACAGAAUCUUCGUUCUAUUUUUUUGUUCAAAGAACUUCACAUGACAAAACAUGAAAUGUACAAGGUGUUUGGAAGGUCCAUUGGGACAUUAGUGCUGCAGCUGAGUCACAGAACCAAAGAAAGAUGUCCCCUGAUGGACCCCAUGAAAGGAAGAAAAGGACUGAAGCCCCAAUUGUGGAAGUGUUGAUUACAGAGCAAUCUUCAGAUCUUCCCAAGCGCUUGGCCUUUCUUUCCUGGAGCGGACAGAUCUGAUCUUUUGUCCGAUGGAAAGAAAAGGUGGCUGUGAUGUGACUUUAUAGGCGUCAACAAUGAACUGUUUUCAUCAUUGGGCAUUAACACUCUCUCUCUCUCUAUCUCUAUCUCUAUCACUAUCUAUAUCUUUCUCUCUCUAUCCAGUCAACGCUCCUGCCAUAGGAACAGAAUUUGACAUCACAGCACCAGGCUCCGAAACCUGUAAGUAAAAAGAAAUAAACUGUGGCACAGAUUAAGUUGCUGAAAGUGUCCAAAGAGUAGCAAUGUAAUGCAACCAGUCAAACUGGUGUAGGCCUACUAGCUACAUGGCUACUCUUCUUGACUAAUAGUAUUUUCAAAAAGUAAACUAAAAUCUUAAAUGUAUAUAUUUUUUUGUUCAUCAUACUACCGUCAUCAACAUUUCAUGAAUGUGUAAUUCAAUGAUUUCAUUGAAUUACACAUAAUUUAAAAGCCCCUUUCAUAGAGAAUGUAACAAACUGGACUAUAUGUAGUAACUUACUUUGAAGAGAUGGUGAUUGGGUCUAAAUAGAUGUUUGGCAUUUGGUAGUCUAAAUUCAGUGUACUUGUCUUUAACUGCCAAAUCCCGGAAAGUCAGACUCUUCCCACAAGCCAACCAAUUUUCCUCAGCUUCAGAAGCAUCUACAUUCACCAGAUUUUGUGUGGUUAUCCAUAGCUAUAUUAUUGGGAAUUGUUGAUAUGUUGUACAUUUUAUAUUCUAUAUAACAUUUUCUUUAGAAAAAUGGUCCAAAAUAUCUUUAGUAUUUUACAGAUAGAAAGAUGAAAACAAGUAUUUAUCCACAAUCUACUCUGAGCAAGUCCAGUCCUGGAGUGUCUUAACUAAAUGAAACCAACAUAUUUAGGCUGACUUAAUCCAGUGUCCCGAAAAAUUGAUUAGCGUAAUAUGCAAAUAUGCACAUAUUUAAUAUUUCAUUUGUAUAUUUGUAUACAAUAUUUCUACCGUACGUUAUUUUUUGUGUUAUAUUGAUUACUGCAUUGUUGGGUUUGGAACUUACAAGAAUGGCAUUUCACUGUACUUGUGCACAUGACAUUAACACUUUUAACUUAUUUAAGAAAAUGUGUAAUGCAAAAAAGUAUUAUAUUUGUAUCUACUUUUAACUGGCAAAAGUUGACUCAUGUCUGUUCUACCAGAGCUGUUAUGUGUCUCCUCCCUCACUGACCACCACGAACAUAGCGUGAGCCAUGAGGUGUGAUGGAUCUACUGUAUCCAAUCAUUUUCCAUGCAUCAAUCAUGGCUAUGAGACAUGCGAUGGAUAGGAGACAUGUUUUGAUAUUGAGAUAACAACGGCUGCAUUGAACCUUUAAUUUGCUGUGAAACAUCAAUUUACAGCAAAAUAAAGGUUCAAUGCAGCUGUUUUUAUCUCAAUAUCAAAUCAUUUCUGAAUGACAAUGAAGUACCAUACUCUGAUUGUUUUCAAUUAAAAUGGUCAAAAAUAAACAAAAAUAGCUUGUUAGCAAAGAGCAAUUUCUCAAACAAGGAUUUUGCUAACAAAUUUACCCCCUGGUGAUGUCACCAGCCAGGCCAAAACUCCAUCCCACCAGAACAGGCUGAAAUUUCAGGCGGUCUUUUCAAGCAGCUCUUAUACUAACAGGGCAUUAUCAUCAUUUUCACAAUUUCACGGUUUCAUUCCAACCUCAUAGUGUGGAAAUAUAUAUACAGUUGAAGUCGGAAGUUUACGUACACUUAGGUUGGAGUCAUUAAAACUCGUUUUUUCAAUCACUCCACACAUUUCUUGUUAACAAACUAUAGUUUUGGCAAGUCGGUUAGGAAAUCUACUUUGUGCAUGACACAAGUAAUUUUUCCAACAAUUGUUUACAGACAGAUUAUUUCACUUAUAAUUCACUGUAUCACAAUUCCAGUGGGUCAGAAGUUUACAUACACUAUGUUGACUGUGCCUUUAAACAGCUUGGAAAAUUCCAGAAAAUGAUGUCAUGUCUUUAGAAGCUUCUGAUAGGCUAAUUGACAUCAUUGGAGUCAAUUGGAGGCCUACCUUCAAACCCAGUGCCUCUUUGCUUGACAUCACGCUGGAGGAAACAGGUACAAAAGUAUCAAUAUCCACAGUAAAACGAGUCCUAUAUCAACAUAAUCUGAAAGGCCGCUCAGCAAGGAAGAAGCCACUGCUCCAAAACCGCCAUAAAAAGACAGACUACGGUUUGCAACUGCACAUGGGGACAAAGAUCGUACUUUCUGGAGAAAUGUCCUCUGGUCUGAUGAAACAAACAUAUAACUGUUUGGCCAUAAUGACCAUCGUUAUGUUUGGAGGAAAAAGGGAGUACCUUGAAAGCCGAAGAACACCAUCCCAACCAUGAAGCACAGGGGUGGCAGCAUCAUGCUGUGGGGGUUCUUUGCUGCAGGAGGGACUGGUGCACUUCACAAAAUAGAUGGCAUAAUGAGGAUGGAAAAUUAUGUGGAUAUAUUGAAGCAACAUCUCAAGACAUCAGUCAGGAAGUUAAAGCUUGGUCGCAAAUGGGUCUUCCAAAUGGACAAUGACCCCAAGCCUACUUCCAAAGUUGUGGCAAAAUGGCUUAACGACAACAAAGUCAAGGUAUUGGAGUGGCCAUCACAAAGCCCUGACCUCAAUCCUAUAGAACAUUUGUGGGCAGAACUGAAAAAGUGUGUGCACGCAAGGAGGCCUACAAACCUGACUCAGUUGCACCAGCUCUGUCAGGAGGAAUGGGCCAAAAUUCACCCAACUUAUUGUGGGAAGCUUGUGGAAGGCUACCCGAAACGUUUGACGCAAGUUAAACAAUUUAAAGGCAAUGCUACCAAAUACUGAGUGUAUGUAAACUUCUGACCCACUGGGAAUGUGCUGAAAUAAUAAUUAUCUCUACUAUUAUUCUGACAUUUCACAUUCUUAAAAUAAAGUGGUGAUCCUAACUGACCUAAGACAGGGAAUUUUUACUAGUACUAAAUGUCAGAAAUUGUGAAAAACUGAGUUUAAAUGUAUAUGGCUGUUUGUAAACUUCCGACUUCAACUGUAUAACACAGGAAAAUCAUGUUUUUUAUUUCCUUUAACAUGUGGGAAAAAAACAUCCCAGUCAGGCAAAUACAGUGGGGAAAAAAAGUAUUUAGUCAGCCACCAAUUGUGCAAGUUCUCCCACUUAAAAAGAUGAGAGAGGCCUGUAAUUUUCAUCAUAUGUACACGUCAACUAUGACAGACAAAAUGAGAAAAAUAUAUCCAGAAAAUCACAUUGUAGGAUUUUUUAUGAAUUUAUUUGCAAAUUAUGGUGGAAAAUAAGUAUUUGGUCAAUAACAAAAGUUUCUCAAUACUUUGUUAUAUACCCUUUGUUGGCAAUGACACAGGUCAAACGUUUUCUGUAAGUCUUCACAAGGUUUUCACACACUGUUGCUGGUAUUUUGGCCCAUUCCUCCAUGCAGAUCUCCUCUAGAGCAGUGAUGUUUUGGGGCUGUCGCUGGGCAACACGGACUUUCAACUCCCUCCAAAGAUUUUCUAUGGGGUUGAGAUCUGGAGACUGGCUAGGCCACUCCAGGACCUUGAAAUGCUUCUUACGAAGCCACUCCUUCCUUGCCCGGGCGGCGUGUUUGGGAUCAUUGUGAUGCUGAAAGACCCAGCCACGUUUCAUCUUCAAUGCCCUUGCUGAUGGAAGGAGGUUUUCACUCAAAAUCUCACGAUACAUGGCCCCAUUCAUUCUUUCCUUUACACGGAUCAGUCGUCCUGGUCCCUUUGCAGAAAAACAGCCCCAAAGCAUGAUGUUUCCACCCCCAUGCUUCACAGUAGGUAUGGUGUUCUUUGGAUGCAACUCAGCAUUCUUUGUCCUCCAAACACGACGAGUUGAGUUUUUACCAAAAAGUUAUAUUUUGGUUUCAUCUGACCAUAUGACAUUCUCCCAAUCCUCUUCUGGAUCAUCCAAAUGCACUCUAGCAAACUUUAGACGUGCCUGGACAUGCACUGGCUUAAGCAGGGGGACACGUCUGGCACUGCAGGAUUUGAGUCCCUGGCGGCGUAGUGUGUUACUGAUGGUAGACUUUGUUACUUUGGUCCCAGCUCUCUGCAGGUCAUUCACUAGGUCCCCCCGUGUGGUUCUGGGAUUUUUGCUCACCGUUCUUGUGAUCAUUUUGACCCCACAGGGUGAGAUCUUGCGUGGAGCCCCAGAUCGAGGGAGAUUAUCAGUGGUCUUGUAUGUCUUCCAUUUCCUAAUAAUUGCUCCCACAGUUGAUUUCUUCAAACCAAGCUGCUUACCUAUUGCAGAUUCAGUCUUCCCAGCCUGGUGCAGGUCUACAAUUUUGUUUCUGGUGUCCUUUGACAGCUCUUUGGUCUUGGCCAUAGUGGAGUUUGGAGUGUGACUGUUUGAGGUUGUGGACAGUUGUCUUUUAUACUGAUAACAAGUUCAAACAGGUGCCAUUAAUACAGGUAACGAGUGGAGGACAGAGGAGCCUCUUAAAGAAGAAGUUACAGGUCUGUGAGAGCCAGAAAUCUUGCUUGUUUGUAGGUGACCAAAUACUUAUUUUUCACCAUAAUUUGCAAAUAAAUUCAUAAAAAAUCCUACAAUGUGAUUUUCUGGGGAAAAAAUGCUCAAUUUGUCUGUCAUAGUUGACGUGUACCUAUGAUGAAAAUUACAGGCCUCUCUCAUCUAUUUCAGUGGGAGAACUUGCACAAUUGGUGGCUGACUAAAUACUUUUUUCCCCCACUGUAUCUAUGUUUACUAUAUCUACUGUAUCUACGUUUAGUUCCAGGCAAAGUCCCAGACUGAGUCAGUAAGAAGUUGAGGAGGUUAUAUUACAAUUAUUUGCCAGCUUUCAAAUACAAAUUGUUGUUAUACAAACAAUUUGAAUUAUCUGAUUACAUAUGAUUUCUUUGUUUUCUCCAUUUCAGUAUUAUUCUUUCUGACUCGAAACCUGUCUGUCCACACAGGGAACGAGCCUCUGAGGUUCCUGCCAGAAAUAGUGGAGAGAAGCCUCCUGUCACUACUUGUCAUUCCUAUUGCAGCCGUCGUGUUACUGUUUGUGUGGAAGGUGAGCUGUCCAUUGACCCAAUCUACAACCUAAAAUGGUUCUAUCUACAACCUAAAAGGGUUCUUCAGUUGUCCCCAUAGGAGAAUCCUUUGAAGAACCCUUUUUGGUUCCAGGUAGAACCCUUUUGGUUCCAGGUAGAACCCUUUUGGGUUCAAUGUAGAACCCAAAAAGGGUUCUACUUGGAACCAAAAAGGGUUAUUCUAUGGGGACAGCGGAAUAACCCUUUUGCAACCCAUUUUUCUAAGAGUGUAAGGACCUGCAACUUAAAACGUGACUGUUGACGAUUGCUCAGUCAUUCCAGUGUUUGAGUCUGGUGCAACUCGGUCUAUAGAUUGUUGUUUUGUCUGUGGACAUUGUACUGUCUAUGUUCAUUGUUAAUCUCUUUGAUUGUAAGUCAUUGUAUUUUUUCUUGUCUUUGAUGGUUGUUUUGUCUUUGACCGUCUGGGUGUUUCUUUACCAGUACCACUUUGACUUUGCUGUUUUGUAUUUUUGUUAGAGAAUUUUACUUUGUUUGUGCUUGUGGGUUACCAUGGGUUCCCUUUGUGUUUAACAGUGUUACUCUCUGAUCUAACAGGUGAAAUCCAGGAGGAACCAACAUCAGUCAGAUGGACAGAACUCAGUGGAAGGAAGCCUUUUCACAGGAGCAGAAGGAACUUUGGCACCUCCACUAGAGGAACCAUCUGAAAAGUAA